AUGCGGGUGCCAUCAAGGAGAUGGAGGCUUUUCUUGAAUUAUGUUGUGCGGGGCAUUGUGUGGUGGGUGGGAGCUUUCCUGGUUGGACAAAUUUAUCCGGAUUCCGUUAAGAUAUAUGUGAUGGUGACAGUGUUGCUUGGAAUAUUUACUUCUUUGGAUUACGGGCCGCGGGAGCAGACGAUGGAUGUCAAUGUGUGUGGUGCUUCAAAAUCUAAUAGGACAGGGGCCACUGCGAAUGGGACGGAUGUCGCCGUCGUUAACGAUACCGCUGCUGUUGCUGUUGUUAAUUAUAAUGGCGUGGCGGCUUGUCAGGGUGUUUCUGCCGUCGAGAAGCAGCGUGUUGUCUUUGCAGCUUUGAAGGGCAUAGGGACGCCACAGGCGCUUCGCGCCAUUCAAGAUGAGAAGCUCCGCGAAGAAAUUAUUUGUUCUCCAUUGGAUGCUUCUUUCUGUUGUUGCGGCAGCGGGAAGCGCUUUGCACGUUGUUGUCGCCUGUUGCAAGAGGAGCUUCGUGGUUGCGGCCUGUAA
Trypanosoma cruzi is the source of this 525-nucleotide messenger RNA. RefSeq lists its product as uncharacterized. The record is from RefSeq and is a predicted model, not a curated record. The coding region runs from base 1 to 525 and encodes 174 amino acids. The transcript has a single exon. NCBI's taxonomy places the organism in Eukaryota, Euglenozoa, Kinetoplastea, Trypanosomatida, Trypanosomatidae.